Phyllotreta striolata is the source of this 1612-nucleotide messenger RNA. Lineage: Eukaryota; Metazoa; Arthropoda; Insecta; Coleoptera; Chrysomelidae. The record is from the annotation of a GenBank genome assembly.
UUUGAGAAACGCUCUCGUUGAGCCAGUGUUUUUAACACGGUAGUACGAAUACAUUUUGAUUUUAAACCGAAAAGCCGGUAUGGGUGAUUAUCAGGUAGCUCAGGUCCAGCAGGAUGCUCUUGGGGCCGUUCAGCUGGAGCUCGGCGGAAAUCCGAAUACCCUGGCCCUGCGUCGGCCUUUCGAUCCCUUGGCCCACGACUUGGAAGCGAGUUUCAGGUUGACGCGAUUCGCCGAUUUAAAAGGCAGAGGUUGCAAAGUGCCCCAGGAAGUUCUCAACAAACUCGUCGAGGGUCUUCAACAGGACUACAAUUCCGCUGAACAUGAACACGCUCAUUUUAUGCAUAUGGCUAUUCCGCGAAUCGGAAUCGGCCUUGAUUGUUCGGUUACCCCUCUGCGACACGGCGGCCUCUGCCUGGUGCAAACGACAGACUUCUUCUACCCGUUGGUCGACGAUCCGUACAUGAUGGGCAAAAUCGCCUGCGCCAACGUCCUGAGCGAUCUCUACGCCAUGGGCGUCACGGAAUGCGACAACAUGCUCAUGCUGCUCGGCGUCAGCACGAAAAUGACCGAAAAGGAACGGGACGUGGUCAUACCGUUGAUCAUGCGAGGCUUCAAAGACUCCGCCCUGGAGGCCGGCACGACCGUCACCGGCGGCCAGACGGUCGUGAAUCCCUGGUGCACGAUCGGAGGGGUCGCCACCACCGUCUGUCAGCCCAACGAAUACAUCGUUCCGGACAACGCCGUGGUGGGCGACGUGCUGGUGUUGACGAAACCGUUGGGCACGCAGGUGGCCGUGAACGCCCACCAGUGGCUGGACCAGCCGGAGCGUUGGAACAGGAUUAAGUUGGUGGUUAGUGAGGAGGACGUGAGGAAAGCGUACCACAGGGCGAUGGAUUCGAUGGCUCGUUUGAACCGCAUCGCGAGCAGAUUGAUGCAUAAAUACAACGCGCACGGUGCUACUGACAUCACUGGUUUCGGUCUGCUGGGACACGCUCAGACGUUGGCGUCGCAUCAAAAGAACGAGGUGUCGUUUGUUAUACACAAUUUGCCCGUCAUUGCGAAAAUGGCGGCGGUGGCGAAGGCUUGUGGGAAUAUGUUUCAAUUGUUGCAAGGCCAUUCGGCUGAAACAUCGGGGGGGCUGUUGAUUUGUUUGCCGCGCGAGCAAGCGGCCGCUUACUGCAAAGAUAUCGAAAAACAGGAAGGUUAUCAGGCCUGGAUUAUUGGUAUUGUGGAGAAAGGCAAUAGAACCGCCCGUAUUAUCGACAAACCUCGAGUUAUCGAGGUGCCAGCUAAGGAGUAGAUGUAAUAAUAUUAUAUUAUAUAAGUAUUUUUUGACAUACAUGUGGCUGUUAACGUCGAUGUAUGAUUCCCAACAGCUUUGUAGAAUUAUUAUUAUUUUGUGCAUUUCUUUAUUCUACGCAUUGUUUGUCAGAUUUUUAUUUGGUUAGAAUUUUACACGUACGUGUGAUUUCUCAUUAAUGUUAAGUAUUUUAAAUUAUGUAAAUUGGAGUUUCACUACUAAAUUCCAGACGUUUGGCAUUAUACUUUAGUACAUAGAAAAAAUGUUCAACGGUAUUUUGUAUAAUAAUUUUCCAAUAUAAUUACUUAAUGA